This is a messenger RNA of Enterobius vermicularis (human pinworm), 1074 nucleotides long. NCBI's taxonomy places the organism in Eukaryota, Metazoa, Nematoda, Chromadorea, Rhabditida, Oxyuridae. The record is from the annotation of a GenBank genome assembly.
AUGUUCCAAGCUCUGGCAACUAUUAGAAACCCAAGUACCUUUGAACAUAUUUUUAAUGAUGUCAUGGUCAACAUUUAUAUGAAUAAGUACGUAAACUUUUUGGAGAUCAGUGAUAAAGGUGCUCCACAAAAUGUGACAACGAAAUUGUUGACAACAUAUUCUGAGUUUGAAACAAUCACCUGGCUGAAUUCCGAUCUAACGUCUUCAACCGCAAUAACAUCUGAAAAUAUACUAUUUGUUACGGGAACCGCAGAAAAUACGCAGACAACCACGACAAUAAGUUCAAUAUUUUCUGAAUCUGAGACGACAGUUUCAAACUCUCAAGGUGCAUCACUAACUUUAGCAGUUUCCGGAUCUAACACAGCAAAUUCUACCUUUCAAGAUGGAACAACCGUCCCAACAGCUCUUGGAAGUGAGACACCGACUCCAACAAUUUCUGAAUUCGAAACAACAGUUACAAUGACUCCUGGAAGUGAAACAUCAACUCGAAUUAAUCCUGAUUCUGAAUCAACUGUUUUGACAACUCCUGGAAUUGAAACACCGACUGAAACAAUUUCUGGCCUUGAAACAACAAUUACAACAACUUCUGGAAGUGAAACUUCAUCCGUAGUUACUUCCGAACACGAAACAUCACUUAUAACAACCCCUGGAAGUGGAACAUCAGACUUAGCUACUCCUGAAUCUGAAACGACAGCUGCAACAACUAUCAGCAGUGAAACAUCAACUCGAAUUAAUUCAGAUUCUGAAUCAACUGCUCCGACAACUCCUGGGAUUGAAACACCAACUGAAGCAAUUUCUGGCCUUGAAACAACAAUUACAACAACUUCUGGAAGUGAAACUUCAACCGUAGUUACUUCCGAACACGAGGCAUCACUUAUAACAACUCUUGGAAGUGGAACAUCAGACUUAGCUACUCCUGAGUCUGAAACGACAACUGCAGCAACUAUCAGCAGUGAAACAUCAACUUCAACCGCAAUCGAAUCGGAAACAACAGUAGUAACAAAUGUCGCAGACGAAACAACAAUUCCAAUAAUUCCAAACCCUGAAACAACAGUUACAACAACUGUUGAGAGU